AUGGAAUUUUUCAAGACUUUCCUGAUAUUGCUUUGCUGUUUUUUGAGCGUACAAACUCUUUUGACAAAGUUCCUUUUUAGAGGAAGACUGCUUUGCAACAAGUCUAGCCUCAGGUAUCAAAUGAAGAUUAAGGAAUUGGACACCUUUGUCGACGACACAAUUUCCCGAAUUCCACCAAUUGAGUCAAUUUCUCCUCACUACUAUGAAGCAUAUGCCGAAGAAGAUGGAGACGGAUUCCUGGAUAUGUAUUACGAACUUUUCAUUACAAUCCUGCACAAUUGUUCGGACGAUGGCAAGAAUAGAUUUUUAAAAGUUGAUAUUGGAUCAAUUCCAAUUAGACAUGGGUGGAUUCAUAGAACAUUGGAUAUUGAAUUAACCAACGUGGGAAUCGUAACUACAGAUCUGAUCCGGAGGAAAUUUUACUCAUAUAAGUAUCACAAAAAAACUAACAAGUACAUAUAAGCCCCACAAUAAAAAAUUUUAAUA
This is a messenger RNA of Caenorhabditis elegans, 486 nucleotides long. RefSeq names its product TransThyretin-Related family domain (gene K04F1.8). NCBI's taxonomy places the organism in Eukaryota, Metazoa, Nematoda, Chromadorea, Rhabditida, Rhabditidae. The transcript is spliced from 4 exons. The coding region runs from base 1 to 462 and encodes 153 amino acids. The record is from RefSeq and is marked reviewed.